AUUGACUCUUCCUGUGUGUCUGUCUCAGCUGAUCAGGUGUAUGGAGACCAGGACAUGCAUGAAGUGGUGCGGAAACACUGUAUGGACUACCUGAUGAAGAACGCAGAUUAUUUCUCCAACUACGUGACAGAGGACUUCACCACAUACAUCAACAGGAAGAGGAAAAACAACUGCCACGGCAACCACAUCGAGAUGCAGGCCAUGGCGGAGAUGUACAACAGGCCAGUGGAGGUUUACCAGUACAGCACAGAACCAAUCAACACGUUCCACGGCAUCCAUCAGAACCACGACGAACCAAUCAGAGUGAGCUACCACCGCAACAUCCACUACAACUCCGUGGUUAAUCCCAACAAGGCCACGAUCGGGGUCGGACUGGGACUGCCCGCCUUCAAACCUGGGUAUGCGGACCAGUCUCUUAUGAAGUCGGCCAUCAAGACGUCAGAGGAGUCGUGGAUCGAGCAGCAGAUGCUGGAGGACAAAAAGAGGGCGACGGACUGGGAGGCCACCAACGAGGCCAUUGAGGAGCAGGUGGCCCGGGAGUCUUACCUGCAGUGGCUGCGGGACCAGGAGAAACAGGCCAGACAGCCUCGUAAGGCCAGUGCCACCUGCAGCUCGGCAACAGCGGCAGCUUCCAGCGGGCUAGACGACUGGAGCGCUCGGUCACCACGGCAACGUGACUCAGACCCCUCCCACUCUGACCUCACAACUCCCUCAUCAACCAACAACAAGCCCCCUUCCCCUGCAGGAGCUGCCCUCAUCCUGAGCAAACCCCCCUCCCCCUGCGCCCCAGGUCCCAGUAAUCAGAGUCGUCACCAUUUGGAGUACAGAGCCAUCAUGCAGGAGAUGUCACCUACAGCGUUUGGUAAGUGUCACACACUCAUUCACACCUUUGAGGACCUCAUUUAUACUGUGUGUCCCUGUGACGUGAGUCUGUCACACGGCCCUUUACAGGUCCAUUCCACAGAGAGGUUCAGACGUUCACACAUGUAAAACUGUUUGUCAUUUCUGAAUGGCCCAAUCAGACUGCAAAAACUGCAGUUCCUCUAAUGACCACUAGAGGAAGUUCAAUCAGUCCCCAUAGACUUCC
Molecule: messenger RNA, 1087 nt
Organism: Neolamprologus brichardi
Lineage: Eukaryota; Metazoa; Chordata; Actinopteri; Cichliformes; Cichlidae
Source: RefSeq, a predicted model, not a curated record